This is a messenger RNA of Cinara cedri, 16361 nucleotides long. NCBI's taxonomy places the organism in Eukaryota, Metazoa, Arthropoda, Insecta, Hemiptera, Aphididae. The record is from the annotation of a GenBank genome assembly.
AUGAAUUUUGUUUAUUUAGUUUAUCCUAUUACGUCCAUUCACAUUUCUCCUUUCAUCUAUGAUGUACAAAAUAAUAUUGAUACAGUUAUUCGAAUUAAUGGACUAGAAACUACAAUGGACACAAUACAAAAUACUACUUGUGAAGUAAUGGAUUUGGAUUCUCGAAUAAUAAUGGUAAAUUCAAUUUGAUAUUGUUAAUUUCUUUUUAGAACUAUUUUUGAUGUAAAAAUGGUUACUAAAAGAAACUAAAAAAUAUGUAUUGCGUAGAUAAAAUAAUACUACCUAACUUAAAAAAAUAUAUAAAUAUAAAAAAAGAAUUGAUACUGGGGAUAAGGGUGUACAACUGUUGUAGAUAAGAAAUUGAGAAAGUAGUAGAGGGAAAAUAUAAUACAUAUCUGUAAGCAACGAUAAACUGUUGCUAAUGAAAAAACGAUUCUGAUCGGGGUUCAGUUAAUGGUGUUACUUUGUCAACAAUGUAUAUGUCAUACUAUGGUAAAAUAAUUGCUUAUGAUGCAUUAAAUGUUAUCUUUAAUAAUAUUUGUUUAAUAUUGUACCUAUUUCCCCAUGUUUUUUACGGUUUUUUCUAUUUAUUGGGAAAACUCCUGAGAAAAUCGAAAAAUUACGUCUCUAAUGUACCUCCCCAGUUGGAUUUCCUUUUAAAAAAAUUGCUAUCAUUAUGAAUUGGAGCAAAAUUACUGGUAGAAAUUUGAGUAUAGAAAAAAAAAUCGUAAUUUUUUAGUAAUUUUUUUUGCACAUUUUCCUGUUUUUCCUCCGUUUUUUCGUUUUUCACAUUUGAUGAGAAAAUCGAAAAAUGACCACCUUAAAGUACCUCCCACACAGAUUUUCUUUCAGAAAAGGUGUUACACUUAAAAUCUGAGCAACAUUUCUGGUAGAAAAGUUACGCACAUCUUUGUAAAACCAUAAGCUUCUUCCCUCCACUCAGAAUCUAAAAUACACAGUACAUAACAUACAAUUUUUUUUUUUACUAUUAAGUAGGUACGACUUAUAAUGAACUUGCUAUUUUGAAGCAUUUCUAUUUAGUCUGAAAAUUAUAUUCACAAAAUACCUAGGUAGGUUAGGUUAGGUUAGGUAUAAUAAUUAAGUGCCUACGUAAAAACUCAAAAAUUUAAAUGUCUAUAAAAUAAUGGCUCAAAUAUUUUGAAAAUUUCACCACGUCUGGAAAAGGCAAAGUAUAAUUUUUGUGUCAAAAUAUCAAGUUUAUGAAUAUUUUUAGCUGAAUUACAACAAUAAAACAAAAUUAAAAAUAGUAAAAGCAUUAUUUUCGUAAAUUUUCCCGAUCUUAGUUUUUUUCGGUUUUACUCAAUUAUUAAAGAAACUACAGAAAAAAAAUCGAUAAUCAACUGUCUUACUCACCAACUAGAUUAAAAACACAACAAAAAAUAUUUCUUGGUAUUUUUCUAGUGAAGAAAUAUUUCUGGUAGAAAAUAUCGUUUAUAAAAGUUUAAAAUAAUGAAAUUGUACGUCAUAAAUUUGUUCGUUUUUUAUUUUUCGUAUUUUUUUGGUUUUCAAAAAAUAUUUAAAAAACUACUUGUGAAAUCAAAGAAUAACACACUAGAUACAAUUUUCUUUCAAAAAAGCUACUAUACUUGAUACAUCGGAGUAAGAUUUUUGGUAGAAAAGAUAUUUGUACACAUCAGAAAAAAAAAAUCAUAUAGAAAACCAAAAACAAUGACUCAGAAUACUGAAAGAAAAAGAUACAAUUUAUGGUUUAGUGGUUACAUUUAAUUAUUUGAUUCGCUAUUGAAGUACUUGUAUAAGUCGUAUAUAUUAUAAAUAUAUGUAUUUUUUUCUUUUUUUUAAUUAUGAACAUCAUAUUAUUAACUUAUGCACUUAUCUAUCUGAAAUCCAAACAUUUCGAAUAUGUAUGUUUGGAAUAUAUUUCAAAAUAAUAAAAUUAAAAAUCUUAACACUACAUUUAAAAAUUGUAUUGUCAUUUUGUUUUAUUUUUAUAGAAUACUAAUUUAAACUUGAGCAAUACCUUUACAUUAUUAGCACGGUUUGAAACACCUAUAUCUUUAGGUGCCUUUAAAAUCCAAUGUUCAAUAUUUGGUUCACCUGUGAACUUUGAUGGUAAUUUUUUACUUGUUAAUAGUUUACAUUUGAUAGUUGGAAAUGUAGAACCAAAUGUAAUAAAACUUGGAGAAAGUGUUUCGGUAAGUACUUAUACAAUCACUAUAUCAAAAUGAUAUACACUAGUAAUUAAUAAUACAUAUUUAAAUCUAAAAUUUAAUAAAUAAUAUACUUUAUAAUACAUAUUUUUAUUUUCUAGUUCCGAUUGGAAAUAUUUAAUUUAACUGAACCUGUUCUUUUAUUGUGCUAUUUAACCGACGGGGAAGAUUAUAUAAUUUUACCUACAAAUUCUAUCAAUGGAAAUAAAUUAUCUACAUGGAUUACAUGUCCAGAGUACAAACUUAACAGAGCUGCUGAAUACAAAAUAACAGUAGUUUACUCAACGAGUGCAAUUGAUGCUAUGUUAAGGUAUUAUAUACCAUACAAAUACCUAAUAAUUUACUAGAUACAUAAAUAAUACGAGUAUGUAUUUAUUUAAAGUUAAUUUAUAUAAUAAUCAAAUUAUGAACAAUUACAUUAACAAUUCAUAUUGACUAAAAUAAGUACAUGUAAACUAGGGGUGGGUGAGUAGGCCGAUACAUAAAUUGAUAGUUGAUAUCGCCGGAAUUGGUGUUUUUUUUUAUUUCUAAUCUGUAGAUUAUAAAAAAUGUAUUAAUAAAUCGAGUUUUCAACCAAAAUAUCGGUUAACUUUUAUAUUAAUUCAUGGUUUUAAUUUCAAAUAUUGGUUUUAUAUCGAUAGCAUUAUAUAUCUGAAUAUCGGAUAUCGGUAAAAAGUGGUAUCGGCCUAUCCCUAAUAUAUACCUAUACAUCGGUUACAUGAAGCUGACACCGCAAAGUUCACAAAACUUAAAAAAACUUCUAACAAUCUCCGCUCUGUGAAUUGUUGGAAAGUUGUUGAAAAAGAUUUAAAAAGUUAAAAGUAUCUAACUUUGCAAUGUUUAAUGUCAAGUACAUACUAACAAGACACCUAGCUGUGAAGUUGUUAAAAAACUCAUACAACAAUCUUGACAUAGGUUUGUUAGAUAUUGUUAGAAGUUUUUUGAAAAAUAUUGCACAAAAUUAAAAUCUCUGUAAACUAAAAAAUAAUUUGUUGCUCUGAAGUUGGCACCGUAUUAUACACGACAAAUGAAACAAAAUUGAAAUCAUCCCACGAAAAAUCUCAAUUAACAAAUCCAAAAAAACUUGUUUGAGCCAUAUUGAACCGUUAUUUAAACAACGGAUAACUACUCCAACAACGUUUUUUUGAUAUUUUAAAGGCCUUUUUCCAUCCAACAUCACAAAUUUGACUAAUUUCAUGUACCGUUUUCAUAACUUAUUGAAAUUUUAAAGUGUAAAAAUUUGAUUUUUUUUUUUUUUUAUACUAAUACGUAUUAUAAGGACAUUUGUGAUACUAGGGGAAAAAAUGUGUUCAAAGUAUAAAAAAAGGUUGUUGGAGUGAAUUUUUUUGUUCAAACUUUUAAAUUAUUAUUAAAACAAGAUUUUUGGAUUUCUUACUUGACAUUUUCGAGAAAUAACUGCAAUAAUGUUUUAUUUAAUCGUAAUCGUGUCAACUUCUCAGAACCACAUUUUAAUGUACAGAGCUUUUAAUUUUGUCCAACAUUUUCCAGCAAUGUUCCACAAAUCUAUGUGCAUAUUGUUGGAUGAGUUUUUUUUAAGUUUAUAGCUAAGAGUGGUGUUGUACAUGUACUUGACACGAAAAAUUUAAUAGUUGAAUAACUGUUUUAUCUUUUCCAAUAAAUUCCACUAACUUUCUAACCAUGUAUAACAAGUCAGAAUAAAGAUUUUAAAAGGUUUAUUUUAAAUUUUGUGAACUUUGCGGUGCUAGCUCUACGUAUCUGUAUAUAUAUAUAUAAUUAUUUUAUAAAUAGUUCGAAUAAUUUCAAAGUGGUGACAGUUCAAGCUAACCGUCCAAAAUUAAUUUUAUCCGGAUUUACUAAAGAUUUAAGAACAAUUUGGUUUAAAUUUGAUCAAAAUAUAGAAGGACCAGAUUCGUGUAAUGACAUAUUUACAUCGAUUACAUUAUCUCAAAUUGGUUACGGUAUACUUAAAAUUAUUGAAAUUAUAUUAGUUAUAUUAAAAAAAUACUUGGAAAGGCUAAAGAAAAUUAAUUUAUCUUUAUAAAGAUGCUGUUUGUUGGUUCUCAUCAAAUUAUUUAACAGUACUCCUUGGAAAUGUAAAAACUGUUAAAGAUAACAAGUUUAUUAUUCAAUAUUCUUCAAACAAUAAUAUACGGACUUAUAGGUCGUGGUCUGAAUUAAGUCCAUCAAUGUUAAAUAAUGAAAUUAUUGUACCUAUAGUUUCUUCAGAGGUAAUUAAUACAAUUUUAAUGCAUGCUUAAAUUUUAAAUUGAUAUGUAUUUUGUACUUAUUUUUGAUUUUAAAAUUACAAACUAUCUCAUUAUUAAAAAAAAAAAAUUCUAAGCGAAGCCCGGGUUAUCGUUAGAUUAUUAAAAAUGUGGAGUUACAAAAUAAAUGACAAUUGUUCCUGUUUUUUUGUCAUAUCAAGUAUAAAUAUAUAAAAAAGACGGACAUACUUCCACACUACGUGGAUGCAGCCACUAUUGUAGGUGGGAAGUUGAGAAGGUAGGACACCUGUAAUGUACAUCUGUAAGUAACGAUAAACCAUUGAUAAUGAAAAAACGAUUCUGAGUGGAGUUCAGUUGAUAAUGUUGCUUUUUCAACAAUAUAUAUGUCAUAUUAUGGUAAAAUAAUUAAACAUUUACUGUGAUAAAGUUUAUUUAAUAUUGUACCUAUUUUCCCGUUCUUCGUUUUUCCUCCGUUUUUUUUUUCAGUUUUUCCAAUAUAUUGAUAAAACUCUCGAAAAACUUAAAAAUGACCUAUUUAAAGUACCUAACGUAACCUAUCCUGCCCCCCUCCCAAUGAGCGGUAUAUUUAAUUAUAUACAAGGUGUUAAAGAUAUACCCAUUUUAUGAUAUAAUGUUGUUUACAAAAUAGAUAUAUCUUCAUAGGACAUCAUAUAUAAUAUAUUUUUAUACUUGACGUUUUAGUGGAGUUGACACAUACAGUAAUAAAACAUUUUAGGGAAGUUUACCAUUAAUGUAAUAUAAUAUUUUAUUGUUUAUGGGAGGUUGACAUAGCCCACGCGUCUGAAAUAUAGGUAGUGAAUUUAGGACAUUUAGUAUAUAAUCUACAUAAAUUAAACUAAAAGUAAUGUUAAAUGAAACGAUUUUGUCUGUUAGGUUCCAUUGCCUGUAUAUUGGUUGUACGGACCUCGACAAUUUUGUAAUAUCGAUGAUGGAAUCAUACUUGGAACGCCGUCUUACGAUGAACCUAUAUAUGACUGCAGUAAUUUUCAAUUUAUUAGCGUAUCCACAAUUGGUUCGCUUAUACUCAAGUACAGUCCAAUUUUAAGCUUUAAUGAUUUAUCAAAUUCAGCGAUUACUGCAACUGCAGACGAAUCUUCAAAUCGAGCAUCUUUGAUUAGAGAUAGUGUUAGAAAUCUUGUAAUAAUGAUUAAUCGACAAAACUUCACCCCGAGUGUUUGUCUUAGCAGCGCACUGGUAACUGAUACAUAAUAAUAUUAUGUUCUAUCAUAUUUCAUUAAUUAAUUAUUCAUACAGAUGUUGCCGUAUGUAGAAUAUAUAUUAGAAGUAACAGGUACUAAUAUUUUGAAUCAAUCUGGCUUAAAGAAACAGUUGAAGUUUAAAUUAAUUGAAACCCAUGGUAUUAAGUCUCGACCGAAGAUACAAAUAGUAGCACGUCCAAUUGUUUCUAUUGGGUCUGAAGCUGUUUUUGAAACCAUAAUCUAUCCUACUUGUGGUGAACCGGUGGAAGAUUAUUAUAAUAACUUACAAGUAUUUUUUUUUUUUACCUAUUAUUAGUUUAAAAACAUUAUACAUUUUCGAUUUAUUUAUAUUGGAACACAUUAAACAAAGUUGGUAAUUCGUUUUAAAAUGGAAAUUCUGAACUUUAAGAAGUCCAUUUUAUUUCUUUGAAAAACACUUUUUUGGUGCUCUGAUUUGCUUACGCAUUACUUUAAAAGUUGCGAGUCGGUGGUAUUCGAUUUAAACUUUUUUUUGAAAUUCCCAAUAGUUAAAAUAUAAUGCAUAAUAAUGUUACUUAUUAUCAUAUAAUCGUAUCAAUAGUUCCCUUUGAAUGAUCCGAACUUAAUCUUAAUUUUUUUUUAACAUGUAUUUUUAAAAUACUAUUGCAUAUCAUUCGAAUACUAUUUUUGAGUAUUUUAUAUGAGUGUAUGUCCUUUUAAAGCAUUUAAAACCACUAAAAUAUGCAGAUAUGUGCAAUACACAAUUUAGGAUUUAGAUUCUUUACAUGAUAACCAUUAUUUAUGUUUGACUCUGCUGGUUUUUUUAAUAUUUCAAAAAUAAUAUACAAAUGCUAGGUGUCUCUAAUUCUAGUUAUAAAUUAAUAAAGAACAAAAAUAAAAUAAUUGAAUAUAAUACCUCUAUUUGUGAAUAUAGUAUAGUUGGUAUUUUGUAACUGAAUACAUGAAAUACAAUAUUGUUGGCGUAAAUGGUCCAGUAUUGAUAUUAGACACAAAUAGAUUACAUCAAAACAAAACCUAUACAGUUGGUUGUGAAUUAUACAACGAAAACUCUAUACUAGAAAAACAAACAACAGCAAUAUCAAAGGUAAAUACCGGUAGACAUAAUAUUAUAAUAUUUAUUUUAUACAUUGUUAUUAUCAGUAAAUAUAAAACAGAUCAAUUUUAUAUUUUUGUUAUAAAAUAACAAAACUGUAUGAAAUGCUUUAAAUAAAAAAAAUUAAAUAAAUGAUACUUAUAGGAUGAAAUUCAAUUUGAAAUUUUACCAUUUGACGCAAAAGCUGUUAUUGUGCCUAGCCAAAUUGUAGUUGCAUUUGGUAGAUCCAUUCAUUUAAAGGCAAGACAUCAGAAUUAUGUCACAUUGGGGGAUGUGCAAGUAUGUUGAAAUUAUUGCUAGUAAUUAAAAUUAAAUCAUACAUACAAGUAUGGACGCAACUAGACUAUUAACUUUGGGGGUGCUAAAAUUACAGACACAGAUCCAAGGGGGUAAUGUCCUUCAAACCCUUUUACAUGACACUUAUAUUAAGCAACUAUACAUUCUAUUUACAUUUUUUCAUAGAUCCCCUAGCAUCCCCUAUGGUACAAGUAGAUUAUACAAAAAUAAAAAUAAAUUUCGUAAUAAAUAUCGGAAUUUCGGAUAACGACGCAUCACUAGUGAUAAUAUUAUUAGUAAUUGCCUGGGUGGCGAGGUAGACUGUUGUACGAGUAAGAUUAGAUGCUAACAACUAUAUGAAAAACUAUGAAAAUUGAAAAAGAAGCAAAGAAUAUUAUUAUUAUUAUUUACGAUUACUUGCUAUCUAUAACUUAACACACUAUUUAAAUAUAAUUUUUUUAUUCGCUAUAUUUGCAUAUUAUAUAAGUAUUUUACAGUCACAUUUAUAGACUAUAAGUAAUAAGUAAUUUUGUAUUUGAUUUCUUUUUAUUCCAGUACAAAUGGUUUUGCAAAACGACUAAUGAUGCCGAUUGUUUAAUGAUUGGAAAUUAUCCGGAAUUAAAAGAAGCUAUGGAUGAUAAGUCAUCAUCGACAUCUUCAGAAUUAAUAAUUCACGAAUUGACAUUACAACCAGGAAGGUACAGUGUAAUUUUAACAUUUUUUGUGCGUGGAUUUCACAACAAUUUUUGGUGGGUUAAGUACACAUAUAAUACAUCAAACAUCUUGCAAAGUAAUCAAUUUUAUAACAACUAUAUCCUAUCAUUUAAAAGAUGACAAUCGCUCAGUUUACCUAAUAAGUAACAGUUAUAUUAACUAAUUAAAUAACGAAAAUGUUUAGAUUGGUUUUUAUUUUAAUUGUUGUUAUUGACAUAGGUACCAAUCAUCCAGCAUUAUAGUUGGGCUAAUUCGGUUAUUAUACUUAACAGAGUAAAGUACUAUUUAUUUUAGAUUCUGAGUGGAGCGAAUAUAUAAUUUAUACAUUAAAUUAUCUAUAACAUGGUUGCACCCGUCCUCAUUAUCCUAGGACGUCGUUUUCAUCUUUGAUUCCGAAUUCUGCGUGUAUUUAAUUAACAUUAGCUUAAAUUAUUCAAAUCACGAUAAAAAAUAAUAUGCGAAAGCUGUAAAUUAUUGUGUAUUAUUGUAAUCACGUACUUAUAUUAACAAAACCUAUCUUUUAGAUAUUACUUUGUGGUUCAAAUAUCAUUAUCUGGCAUUAAGAUUGACACAGCCGUGUCUGUUGUGGUAGUAUCUUUUGAACAUGGUCCACAUAUAAUGUUUUACUGGCCUGAUGGAAAUUUCAACCCAAGUACACCUUUACCGCCUGGGAGUAAAUUUAUAUUAGCGGCUACCGUCUCCUAUUUGACGUCAGAUUGUUUAAUUACUUGGACUACGUCAUCAGAUCUUGGCUACAGCUAUUUAUCAUCAAAAUAUCUGGUGAAAUAUUUAUAGUGUUCAUUGGAAUAUUUUCAAAUAUAAUUAAUAAUAUUAUGUUAUUAUUAUUAUUAUAUGUCAUUAUAAUUACUAGUUUAUGUAUAUAUUAAGGGAGGAAAAGAUAUAGUUAUUGGAGAAUUUACACCCGGGCGAAACGAAACAUCUUCGCGUGAUGUUCGUCUUGUAGUCACAUUACCAAAUAAAUCUGUACAAAAUACUAAUUUUUUACUGAAACUAAAUAUCUAUUGUGCAUCGUUAAAACAUUCUAUGUUUGGAUCUAUACCGGUUCCAAUAGUUGCUCCACCACACAUAUUCAAAUUAGAAGUAUGUAUAGUUUUUCUAAACUGUUUUAUUAGGUUUAAUGUAUACAUUAAUAAAAUAAUAAUUUGUAGGUAACACCAAAUGAAGGAAUUGGUCUUUUAACCAGGUUUAGAUUUUUUACCAAUACCGCAUACGAAACGAAAUCAAAUCAUCCCCUCCGAUAUAGUUUUGGAUUUUAUAUGCCAGUUUUGACGUCAACGCCAAUAUAUUUUUACUCGUCAACUCUCCGAUUACAGACAGAAACUAUUCUCCCUUCAGGUCAGUACAAAUAAAAACGUAAAAGUACGUAUACCUUACUGCCAUGUUUAUCAUACGUAUAUUAUAUAAUGUCAAAAUUAUGUAUUCAAUAAUAAUAUUUAUACAAUUAAUAGUUAACUCUGGUGUAUCAAAAAUAAAAACAGUUCUAAAAGUAUGCAAUACUUAUGAGAGUUGUAGUAUAAUUGAAGGUCCAGAAAUUUCUAUUCGUCAUCCAACGCAGCUUUUGGAUACAGAUGUAACGUACGUUUUCUUUUUAAUUUUCUAAAAUACAAGGUUGUUGAUAGUGCUGAAUUAAUAUAAUAUAGUUAAAGACCUACUUCAAUCAUUUUCACAGUACCUAUCUAAAUAUAGUUACUUAGUUGUCAAUACUAAUAACUUAUAUAGCGUAAUCUUAAGCUUAACGAUAUCUAUACAAUUAAAUAAUAUUUUAUACGUGAACAUAUUUGUAUAGGAGUUUUAUUCAAAAAUACAAACGUAUGUUAAUAAAACAAAUGUUAACUGAGUCAGAAGCAUAUAUAAUAGCUUUUAUGACAACAUUAAACAUCUUCAAAACUGAAGUUUAUGAAAAAACCACUCAUGAAAUACAUAAUGUUCUCUCAACAUAUAUUAAUAACAUUAUAGAAAGGUAUAGUAAUGCUUUCUGUAUAUAUUUCUAUAUGAAUAUUAAUCCUUUAGAGUUUUAAUUUUGAAAAUAUAUUAUAAUAAAUAGUGUAUCCUACGGGAAAGAAUACAUUCCAAUUGGUCUGGCACUUAUGGAUUCGAUUUCUCGAACUUUUUUUGUUUUACCGAAGUUAAAUAACAUAGUCAUUUCACAAUCAUUAGUAUUAUUACGAGACCAGAUAUACGAAAAAUUAAUAGGUAUAUAAAAUUAAAAUAAUCAAAAAUGGCGUGGACUUUCUUUAAUCGAAUUAUUAAAGAUAAAAUAUUAAUAUAUUUGUUUAGCUUACGAUAAUACACUAGCAUCGCCAAAUGCCAUAAAUAACAUUAGAUACAUAUUUAAGAAUGUUAAUUCUAAUAUACAGAAUAUUUACUCACAAACAAGGAUAAACAAAGAAGUUGUAUGAUCAUCUAUUUACUGUUACUUUAUAUUAAAUAUUAAUAUUAUAAUAAUUUUUUUCAAUUUAAAGGUGAAAUCAUUUUUAGAAGUAUCAGAAAUUCUAAUUUUAAAUCAAGAAGAUGGACCUUAUGGACUAAAUGAAAAAAAAAAAUUACUCAACAGUAUUGAAAAUUAUGCAAAACAUAUUUGUUUUACAUUAAGUGAAAAUGAAGAAUUAUAUAUUGGUAAGUCAAAAUAUAAAAAAUAAAUACAAUUCACAAUUGUUCGUACUAUUCUAAAAUCUGAAAAAAAAAUGUACACAUUUUAAAAUGAUAAAUACAUUGAAUUUUGAAAAAUUAUUGUUUGAUUUUCAUAAUAGGGUCAUUGGUUGGGAGUUUCAGUGUGCAACAAAUAAACAGCUUUAAUUCUAUAAAAGAAGCUUAUAAUAUACCUUCUUGCAAUUCAGAUUUCCACAGAAAGUGCAUUAAACAAAAAUCAAAAGUAAAUUGAUACAUAUUAUGAUAAUAAUAGUAUUUUUUUCAAAAAAUGUUAUUUAAAAAUAAAAAAAUAUACUUAAUAUUUCAAAUCCAAUAAAAGAAACAAUACUUUUUUUAAGUAUACAUUUUGUUUUUCUGAAAUUUAGAUCACGAUUAACAAAAAUUUGUUUAUAUCACAUAGAACAGAAUUUCCACUGUGCUUUUUGGGUUUUCAUUUGUAUGAUGAUUUUUUUACACAAGUGUAUGGUAAUAAUGGUCAAUUUCUGAAGAGGUAAGUUCAUUAUUAGUUAAACUUGCUAAAACAUUUCAAUGUAAAAUUAUACAAUAAGAUAUAUUGUAGAAAAAAAAAUGUAUAUACAAGGUGAUUGAGUGAUUCCCUAAGCGUGCUUUGAUAAAUAUUGGAAAUUUUAAGUGUAGUUGAAGACAAUAUUUUCAAAUAUUUAGAUUUUUCACUACAUUAUCCUAUGGUGAUACUAACUUUGGUUUUUCAAAUGAAAACCUAUGUUAAAAAUUCUAUAAACCGAUGAAGAAUUAGUUUAAAUAAAUUUUGGUGCUAAAAUUUUUGAUUUUGACCUCAAAUUGUUAAUGAGAUAUUCGGCUUUUAAGUUUAGGUAGGGGAGAUUAGUGAAGUAUCAUUUGUGUGGCAGUAUAGCGCGCGGCGUUUUAAUAGUACUGCACUACUCUGCCUCUACCUAAACUUAAAUAUCGAAUAGCUCGUUACCGGGUUGAGGUAAAUCAAAAAUGUUAGCACCAAAAUUUAUUUAAACUAAUUCUUCAUCUGUUUGUGAAAUUUUUAAUAUAGGUUUUCAUUUGAUAAACCAACGUUGGUAUUGCCACGCCACAGGAUACUUCUUUAAUGUUCUGAAAAACUAAGUAAAAGAAAAUAUCGUCUUUAAAUACACUUGGAAAUUCCAAAAAUCAAAAUUUGAAUAUAUGUAAAAUUUAACCAAAAUAAUGGGAAUAUUAUACUCGUAAUUGCAUACUAAAUCUUUCAAAUUUCAUUUGUAUUUAGACAUAGCGGACUGUAUGGAUUUCAUAUUAUGAAAAUGAAUAACGAAGGAAAAUCAAACUAUGAAAGUGUCGUAUCGAAUCCAUUAAAUUUAGUAAACAUUGUUGAAAUUCCAGUACAAUCGACAAUUAAUACUCAACUAGAAGUAUUGCAAAACAAUAAUUUAAUAAUUUAUUACCUUAUAAAAAUGUACAUUCUGAUUUUUAAAUUUUAGUGUAGAUAUUGGAAUGGCAUAGUUGGUUGGACUAAUGAAGGAUGUAAGUUUCUUGGAAUUGUCACUAAACUGUUUUAUAAAUUCGCCACUUGUGAAUGUCCAGCGUUUAAGUAUUAUGCGUAAGUUAUUUGGAAUUUUCUUAAAAUUAUUUUUAUAAUAAUCACAAUAAAUUAUACAUUUUUAGAAUAUUUUCAAAAGAUUUUGCAAAUAUUCCAUUGGAUAAUUCCGUAUCAGAUUCAAAACAUAAUAAGGUCAUUCAUAAUAAUAGUAAAGCACUAUUAUUAAGUAAUUCGUCUAUAGUUCAACGAUCUCUUUCUGAUAUAUAUAUUGCUUUCAAGUAAAAAAAUAUUGUACUAAAUAAUUACGUAUAUGUAGGGAUAGUAGUUUCUCAAGUGACAAGUCUGCACAUUAUUGAUUAUAAUAUGGUUGAAUCAAUUUUAACACAAUUUUGACAAUUACUUUAAACAGUUUUAUCCAUAUACAUAGAUACAUAUUCUAUGUUAACAGAAUAAAUGGAAAUCCAUCAGAUUUAUCUAACCAGAAUCUUAGAGAAUUGGAAAAUUCUUUAAGUCGACAAUUGGCCGACAAAGUAAAAUCUAUUUCUUCUGUUAUGAGAGAAUUAAAAAUUAUGAUGAGUGAGUUUUUUUUUUCUCUACAUGUUAAACCAUCUUAAAUUAUAUCUUAUAUGCCAUACAUUAAUAUAUUACAUCAUUUGGUCUCUGGGCAGAAUUUCGGCCAUGAGAUUUUUUGAGAAAAUCUAUAAUGCAUUAGAUAUAAAUAGUAAACUAUAGAUCGAUUUAACAUCUCCAGUAAUUAAAAUGAAUAUGUUUUAUAAUAAUAAGUAUUGCAAAAAGUACUUACAAAAGUUAUAAAUAUAUUUAUAUAUUUUAAAUAACUGUUGAUAAAAAAUUAAACAGUUUUUAACAUUGAAUGGAAAUUUAAUACAUUCAUGUAUGUAUUCAUGUUUAACGCAAUCACGUACGGUUUUUAAUUAAAAAUAUGAACAUACUCAUCUAUAGUUCAUAAUUUAGAUUUUGAACACAAUGAGGAAAGUAAUGUAUUAGAAUAUAAAUAAUAAUGAAACCGUUAAUGUCACACAUUUUCCCGCCUUUCCUACGUUUUCCCCAAUUAUUAAUACAAAUAAACGGAAAUCAAGGAUCAUCUUAAACACCAAUUAGACUAAAUUUACUUUUAAAAGAGAUAUACUGCACUUAAAAAUCGGAGUAAUAUAUUUUUUUGAAAAACGAAAUUUCCAAUUCGAAAAUAAUGAAACUUGUACUACUUUAAAUUUGUCAGUUUUUCGCAUUUUUUCCCAGUUAUUAUAGAAACUGCUUAGAAGAUGAUAUAUAUAUACCAACGAUAUAUAAUAAACUAUAAAAAAAAAAAAACGCUCGUUGUUGAUCAAUUAAUUUCCAUUCAGAUUCUAAAAUCAUAGAAAAUAAAGCGAAAUAUUGUUCAUGUGUUCUGUGUUUCACCAAAAACUGAACGCAUUUAUUAUUAAUACUGGAAAACAAUUAUAUCAUGUACUCAAACUAGUUCUAAAUAUUUAUAUUUUUGUAAUUUCGAUUACUUUAAUGAAGUCAUAUAAUGAAACGAUUUAACAAAAUUUAGGCGAUCCAAUAUACGUUACUUUACAUUUAAUGCAAACCGUAAAUUUUACAACGGACGAAUCUAUUCAAGACCUUGUUAAAAAAUUAAGUGAUGGAUCCUUAAUUUUAUAUGACUUGCAUAGAUAUCGGUUAUACGUACCCGAACAACCACUACGAAUAAUGCAACCACGAUAUCCAGGUAGUUAAUACAAUAAAUUAUAAUGCAUAAUAUUAUUUUUACACUACUAAUUAUACUAUACAGUUAACAAAAUUUGAAUAUAUAAUAUAUUAAUAUUAUUAAACUGAUACUAUUUGUGUUUAGAGUUUGACAAUACGGGAAAAAAUAUUGCUUUGUUCUUUGCAAUAAUUGUUGCCUUCCUUGCAUGUUUUGUGUUUGGCUCAAUAUUACUAAAACGACAUCAACUUCUCGCAGAUGUUUCAGACGUUCAAGUACAGUAAAUUAAAUAUAAUAUUAUGCUUUCUAAAACAAUGAACUACAUUACAUUAAAAAACAAUUGUAACCAACUCAAUAGAAUAUAUGACCAGUAUCUAUACUAGUCAUAGGUACCUAUUAUUCAAAUAAAAACAUUAAAUAAUUCAACAUAAAUUAUUAUUAACUAAUGCAUAAGUAUAGUCAUUAAUUUAAUUAAUUUUAAUAACUUAAAAAUGAAAAAAUCUGUUAUAAGUUGAAUUAACUACCAGAUAAAUAUAUAUAUGCAUAUAUAAAAUAUUAGUAUCUAUAAAGGUGCUGCUAGUGGAAAUUUAACUUUUCAAACUAAAAUAACAAUAUAAAUGUAAAAUAUAUUAUUGUAUUUUAGUAUGUUAUAUCGUCACAUUCACGCAAAAAGUUACUAAAUGAUUAGUGAUUGAAAAAUUGAUUUUUAGAUUCUAAGUAAAGCGAGGAAUGUAUUGGUUUUAUAAUGAUGUUUAUUUUUUUAUUUUUUUUUAUUUGUAAAUAACUUUUCUACCAGAAAUCUAACUUCGAAUUUCAAGACUAUAUUUUCUAAAAGGAAAUUUUAUCUGAAUAAUAUUUUAAAGAAGGAACUUGAAAUUUGGACAGAAAACUUACAAUUGCCUUUUCUAGACGUGGUAACAUUUUCGUAAUAUUUGUGCCAUUUUUGAGCUUAUAGACAUCUUCGGUUUUUUUUUUUUCAUAAUUUUUAUUCGUUAGGUAGGUACUCUCUUGAUAAAAGUGUUAGACCAAUUAGUAAUUCUUGAAAAAUUACCAGGAAAUGCAUUUUAAAUCGUAUUUAAAACAUAUUUUAUACAACAAAAUUUAUUUUAACUCCAAAUUAAAGUAUAUCUCAAGUUUAUCUAUGUUUAAAUAUUUGGUGCAACCCGAUAUUAAAGUAAGAAUCUAUAGUACCAAUAAAUUUCAUGAGUUAUGGUAUAUUUUAUCCUUAUAAUCUGAAAACAUUUAAAUAUUACCUGUAACCCUACAUACUAAAUGAGCCUAAUACCUAAUAUAUUAUACUCUACAAUAGCAACUUCCACCCUUGAAUAAUAGAGAAGUAAAAUCUUUUUCAACGCCUCCCCAACCACUUAAAAUAGAAAUAAAAAUAAUAUAUGUAAAAAGUUUAUUGUUGAAUAAUAAAUAUAAAAUGUAAUUAUAAUGUUUAAUUAUAAUGAUUAAACACAUUUUAAGUGAAUAAUUGACAUUUUUUGAAAUAUUCGCAAAUAAACCUUGGUGCGUUGCUUUUAGUUUUUACCUUUUAAUAUAAAUAAUGCUCAACACCACCCUAUUACCAUUACCUUGCUCACCAUAUCCCUAUCACUUUAAAUCACUCCCAUUGAGAACCACUGCUGUAUAAUGACAUCAAAUGGGCCUGUUUAUGAUUUUUAAUUUAUAUAAUAUUUAUAUUUUUCAGCAAAAUAUAACAGAAGAAGAUGAUCAUGUAAGAAGGCCAAAAUAUAAAAAAUUAGAAUCCACUGAAUUUAUCGAACAAAAUCCGAGCUCCGAACAAAGAUUUCGUCAUUUUAACAAUAGUAAAUUAAUGAGCAACAAAAUAUUUAUAGUAUACAUAUAUUAUGUUUAAAUUUGUUUUAUUUGUUCAAUUUAUUUAUUUAUUUAUAAUUUCAGAUGUAGAACUUUCUGACUCCGGUAUCACUUUGCAUUCGGAUAGAACACAAAUAAACUUAUUACAACAACUUCGUUAGAUUUAAUUUAUGAUAUGUUUGUAGUUCACGAGUAGGUACCUGAUAUUGUUAUUAUUAUAAUUUAUGAAUAAACGUAUCAUAAAGAAUUGUAUGAAUAUUAAAAUAUAUUACUAUAACAAUAUUAUCACUCUGUAUUACCACUCGUAAAAUGUCCAGUUCCUACAAUAACAGUAAAGAGAACGUUAUAAGUCUAGUACUUAAUAGGUUACAUAAAGAUAAUUUUAUUGAUAUUUUUUUUAAAAAAUUUAAAAUAUAUCAACUUAAAAAUAUUCAAGUUCACUUUCAAAUAAAUUCACAAAUUUUCCCGUAUCAUUAUCAGAAUAAGUAUUUUUUGUGCUAUUAUGAAAUUUGUUCAUUCAAAUUCGUGUUUUUUAUUUUUUUAUUUUAUAAGUAAAAUAAUCAUAAGUGACAUUAUUUAUAAUGAAUGUAUAAAUAAAUAAACGCCUUAAUAAACUCUGAUAAGUGAUAACCACUAUCGUUUAAUGUUCAUAUAUUUUUUUUUUUUUAAUUUUGUUGGUAUAUUCUUGUGGACCACUAUACAACAUCUUGUCUACAUCUAGGAUACACAACAUCUUGUCGACUACCCGUGAUAUAGGUUGGGAAACACAGUGCCUCAAAACAUUGAGGCCAGCUGAACGUCGUAUGGAGCUUUCGAAAGCUAAAAUACAUAUAAUAAUUGUAAAAUACCCAUAAUAAUAAUAAUAAUAUGUACUUAAAUAAUGUAUACAACAAUAUAAAAAACGAAAUUAUAAACUUUUAAAAUUUCUGUAAUUAUUUGUAAUAAUUUAAAUUCUUAGAAAUACC